Messenger RNA from Trichoplusia ni (cabbage looper), 5815 nucleotides. RefSeq names its product Down syndrome cell adhesion molecule-like protein Dscam2 (gene Dscam3). Gene Ontology annotation, molecular function: protein binding. Gene Ontology annotation, biological process: cell-cell adhesion. The transcript has 32 exons. Bases 1 to 4950 code for a protein of 1649 amino acids. The record is from RefSeq and is a predicted model, not a curated record. NCBI's taxonomy places the organism in Eukaryota, Metazoa, Arthropoda, Insecta, Lepidoptera, Noctuidae.
AUGGCUACAGUAAAGGUUUACAGUAAAGGUGGUGGUAGAAAGUUCGCUAGCACAUUACCAGCAGGCCCGCAGGCCGCACAAAACAAUGUCUCAUGGUACCGCGAGACCGCAGGCGGCGUCCUCCGAGAGAUCCGUGACGGAGAGGGCGGGGGCCGCUACAGCCGCACACACGACGCCAUCGGCAUCCGUCGCGCGGAGAUAGCUGAUGGCGGGCGCUGGGCCUGCCGCGCUGCCAACGCGCACGGUCACCUCACAGUCCGCCUGCAUCUCGCUGUGCGCGCGCAUCUCACGACCCAUGCACAGCCGCACACACAGGUUGUUAAUAGUGGUGGAACAGCCAUCAUCAACUGCACUUGGGGCGGCUGGCCCGCGCCGCGGCUGGAGUGGCUCCACAACGGGGUGCCGCUGGGAGCCGGCGUGGCGGGCGGCAGGGUGCGCGUGCAGAACAACGGAGAACAACUCAUCAUCUCCGCGGUGCAUAGAGCUGACAAGGGAGUGUACCAGUGCAUGGCUAGGAAUGAGAGAGAUUCCGCACAAGCCAGCGCUGAGGUGCGGCUUGGAGAUACAGCACCAGAACUCCAGUACACAUUCAUAGAACAAGUCCUGAGACCUGGUCAAGUAGUCACUCUCAAAUGUUCCGCCGCCGGCUCACCCCCUCCACAUUUCACAUGGAUGCUUGAUGGACAGCCUCUGAACACAAUGGCUAGAGGGCACAGAUACAGCGUGGAGCAGUUCGCGACUAAGACGAACGAUGUGGUGAGCUACCUGAACAUCUCAGCGGUCCGUUCGGAGGACGGCGGACUGUACACGUGCCGCGCCGCCAACUCCCUCGGCGAGGUGUCGCACACCUCCAGACUUAAUAUUUAUGGUCCACCUUACGUGAGGUCCAUAGGCCCAAUCAGAGCAGUAGCAGGGCGGGAGUUAGUCCUCUACUGUCCGUACUCUGGCUAUCCAAUCAGCUCAGUAAAAUGGGAAAGAGACGGCAACCCAGUAGAAUGGGAGAGCAGUAUCGAUGGUGCACUAAGAGUGUCACGAGUAGAGCCUUCAUAUGCGGGAGCUUACACUUGCGCAGUCAUGGGCCCGCAUGGGGAGAUAGCCAGAAGAGAACUACAGCUGGUCGUUAGCAAUCCUCCGGAAAUCGAGCCUUUUUCGUUUUCUGCAAACUUGCAAGAAGGAAAGCGCGCCCAAGUCAGCUGUAGUGUGACGUCAGGAGACAUGCCCGUGCACUUCACCUGGCUCAAGGACAACGCGGCCAUACCGUCCAGUUUGCAGGUGGAAGAACGCGGUGCUGAUUUUUUCAGCAACCUCGUAUUCAAAGAGGUAUCGGCCCGCCACAGCGGGUUGUACACUUGCGUGGCCUCCAAUACCGCGGCCAAGGUUAACUAUACCGCCGAACUGGUGGUGAAAGUGUCCCCCAAGUGGGUGGUGGAGCCCAAGGAUGAGUCAGUGCUGGCGGGGGAGCCGCUGGCGCUGCACUGCCAGACCACUGGCUCUCCGGCUCCGCAGGUUAUCUGGCUCAAGCAAAGAGGAUCGUCAGCUGACUACGUACCAUUAGUGAACCUGGGUGGACGAUUUCAAUUCCUAUCAAACGGGUCUCUCUGGAUCGAGUCGGCGCUGCCCUACGAUGAGGGGCACUACAUGUGCAAAUCGGAGAAUGGAGUUGGAUCUCCACUCACUAAAACCAUUUUUGUUGCUGUCAAUGAACCUGCGCGGUUCGAGCUGACCUCCCACAACAUGACGGCUCGCCGCGACGCGCCGGCCACGCUGGUCUGCGACGUGCGCGGGGACAGCCCCAUCAGAGUCACCUGGGCGCACAACAUGAACCACUUAGAUCUUAAUACUUAUAGGUUAAGCAUCUCAGAAGCAAAGACUGAUAGUGGUUUAAGAUCGCAGCUGUACAUCAGCAGGGCAGACCGGCAAGACUCCGGCGUGUACAAGUGCCAAGCCGUCAACGCUUACGGUCACAGUGACCAUUAUAUUUAUCUUUCCGUCCAAGAAAAACCCGACACCCCUCACUCUCUAUCCGUAACGGAGAUCCUGAGCCGCGCCGUCCGCCUGUCCUGGAGUCAGGGCUUCGACGGCAACUCACCGCUGGUGGGCUACACGCUGCAGUACUGCGCGCUGUCGGCGCAGGGAGCCAUCCGCGUCAACCAGUGGGACUCUGCUGUCACACUCAAUGUGUCCGUCCAUGGGAUUGCGCACUCGCAUGUCACCUUAACAAAGAAAGGCGACAUUCACUAUGAGGCUCUGCUAAGCAGUCUAAAGCCACACACAGCCUACAUGAUCCGAAUAGCCGCCAUCAACCAGAUUGAUAGGAGUGCAUUCACUGAACCAGUGGUUGUGAAGACUCAGGAGGAAGCUCCAUCAGAAGCGCCGACCAACGUACACGUAACGCCGGGCGGGCCUGGCGAGCUGCACGUAUCCUGGCGGCCGCCGCCGCGGGACGCCUGGCACGGCGAGCUGCUGGGCUACUCCGUCACGUGCACCGAGCUCAGCCCCGCUAACCCCGCUUUGAGGAACUCUACCAGAACGUUAACAGUGAAUGGAUGGUCAGCAACAGAGUUGAGCCUAUCAGCUUUGCGAAAAUUUACACGAUAUGAGGUGCGAGUUAGAGCAUUUAACGGGGUUGCAGCCGGACCUGCAUCUACGCCAGUAUCUGCCACUACACUUGAAGGAGUGCCGGAAUCGCCACCAACCAGAGUGUCUUGCUCAGCCCUCUCGUCUUCGGGCAUGAAAGUCUCAUGGAAUCCACCACCAAUCGGUCAACACGGUGGCCUCAUACAAGGAUACAAAGUUGUAUACUCGCCACUUACAACAGAUCAAGUAGAUGUGGGUGAAAUCAAACGAGUGACGACAACAGACACAUAUUUACACACUCUUCGAAAAUACACCAAUUAUUCGAUACAAGUUCUGGCUUUUACUAAUGCCGGAGAUGGCAAGAGAAGUCUGCCUGUCUUUUGCAUGACUGAAGAAGAUGUUCCUUCAGCUCCGGAGAAGAUCAAAGCGCUGGCGUAUUCUAGCGACUCAGUGCUUGUAAGCUGGCUUCCACCACUUCACCCGAAUGGGAUCAUUUCACACUAUACAGUCUACUAUCGAGAAGCAGGACGCCUUGGCAAACACUCCAGCUUCACAGUCCCAGCAGAUAAAAAAACUGAUAUGGAGCUGAUGUUUCAAGUGCGAAAUCUCAUAGAGAACCAACUGUACGAGUUCUGGGUGUCAGCCACCACGGGAUCAGGAGAAGGAGAGUCUACUCUCGUGGUGGGCCAAGGACCGAGUUCUAGAAUCCCCGCCCGCAUCGCCUCGUUCGGUCGCUGGGUGUCAGUGGGCGCGGGCCGCGCGGCACUACUGGCCUGCACGUGUGUGGGCGCGCCGGCGCCGCGCUCGCGCUGGCAGCACGCGCGCGUGCCCGUCACUCACCACCAGUACUACCAGGUCACACACCGGGGACAUUUACAUAUCCGGGAAGUAAACGAGCAGUCAUCGGGUAACUUCACGUGUACGGCUAGCAACACAAUAGGAGAAGACACCAUAGUCUAUGUAGUAGCGGCUAUCAUGCCUCCCGCAGCACCUGCACUGUCGCUACAGUACACCACCACGUCAAGCAUCAAGUUGCACUGGCAACUGCCCGGGGAAACUUCAGAACCUAUACUAGGGUACCUGCUCCACUACAAACAAGCAUCUGAAAGCGAGUGGCACACUGUGGACUUGUCUCCCGAAGUUAAUUCUUACACUAUGGACAUGCUAAAAUGCGGGUCUACGUAUAACGCUAAAAUACAAGCACGGAACAAGAUAUCUAUAGGACCUCCUAGCGAUGUUCUAACUGCUACCACAAGAGGGGGACGUCCUAAACCACCGAAACCGGAAGACCACGUUCACAUGAAUUCAACGGCAAUAAAGAUCAACUUCUAUGCGUGGCGGGACGGUGGCUGUCCCAUACUUGGCUUCAGAGUAUCCUACCGGCGAGCUGGCUCAGAACAUUGGAUUAAGGUAUUUCAGGUCGGAGAUGGGUUGAGCUCCGCAAGUCAUGUCGUAGGAGAACUAUCGCCGGCAACGUGGUACGAGCUAGCGAUAGAAGCUUUUAGUGAUGCGGGACUUGAGCGGGUCACGUUGACGGCUGAUACACACACCCUGGCUGGAGGGCGCAUUCCUCCAAUGAAGCCAUCUUCCCCUCUAUCGGGCGGCUCCCGGCCCGCGUCACUGCGCACCGUGCUGGUGUCGUGUGUAGCCAGCGGUGUCGUCAUAGUCGUCACACUGGCUGCAAUAGUGUGCUUGGUGCAUGGGAAAAAGAAAUUUUUCUGCAUUUCAAGCGACCACUACAUGCGGGACGACAGAAAACUCAGCGAAAGCAAUGAAGCAGAGAGAGAGAAGCUUAGAGAAGGACAAAAACUGUACUCGUCGUCAUCAAUAAACGGCAACGAAAAGUCCAAUGAUGACUCAUCGGGUAAGAGCAAAUCAUAUACAGACGCAAAGAAGUGCAUCUAUCCGGAGCUGUACGAGAUAAGUCCGUACGCGACGUUCGGCGUGUCGGCGGCGCACUCGCUGCAGUUCCGCACGCUGGCGCGCCGCGAGGACGACGCCGCGCCGCCGCACCGCCGCCGGCAUCGCGCCUGCGACCACUACCGAUACGAUGAAUCGAGCCUAUCUAAAUGCUCGACAGUGGAGGCGCGGCACCGGAUGCGCGCGGCGUGUGCGGGCGCCAGCUCCAACAACUGGAGGGACACGCACACCGACUCCGAUGACAACAGUGAUAGUGCGGCUAACACUACCACUAAAGCGCACAUUUCUCUGUCUCUGUGUAAGUUAACAUGCAUGUCAUUGUGUAGCCUCAAUUGUCAAUCUAAAUACGUAAAUAAAUAUUUUAGACCUGAUCGAAUUAAAUCAAUUCUUUUACUUUCCAGGUAUCAACAAAGAAAAGAACAAGAACGAAGGGAAUGUACAAUACACGUGUAACAUUAAAUGUUUCUAAACUAUUUUCUAAUCAAACAAGUCCAAUCACAAAUUGUGAAAAUUUGACAUUUUACUAUCUAGGUAAUUAUGAGGACGUUUUUCUAUAACUCUGCAAAAUUAAAACAAGUCAAGUUUAAUAUUAAGACAAAAAGUGAACGGGCCGUUUGCGGUCAAUUAAUUGUAAAAAGGGCUUAAUUCAUACAUGUGAUUAUGUCACACAAGUGUGACUCCCCAUUUACUUAAUGUUAAAAUUGUUACAUAAAUUAUUUAUUAUAAUGUGAUUUAUUUAAACGCUGUUAAUCUAUGACAGUUUAGAUUAUUUAUAAAUGGCAUCUAAUGAAUUGUAAAUAUUAGCAGAUGUUAAUCUUAAUGAAUUACUUGUUUGCUGUGAGAUUGAUAACUUUAUAAACAAAAUCUUUGCUGUCCAAAAUAGUAACAAAGCUAAGUUUUCAAUAGUUUAAUCAAUGUGCUUGAAAUGAUCUCACAGCAAACCAAAACGUAAAAGUAUUAUAUGUGCAUCUGGAUAUUAUUUUUUCUAAAUUCCUCAAUCAGUGAUGUUUGCGCAUGGCGUAUAAAAUCAGAUGUACAUAAAAUAUUUUCAAAUAAUAAAGUAAAUUCUUAAAUUACUAAAUUACGUAGCUACUAAGUAAUGUUAACGGCUGUUCCAAACUGCAAAAGAUACAUAUCAUUAUAAUAGACUGCCAGUAUUUAAGUAAUUCGUAAUUCUUUUUACUAUAUUGUUGAAUAAUAUAGUUAAUUAGGUUUUAAUUAUACACUAUUGUAUAAAAAUCUUUCUAUAUACAUGUUGUGUAAUAAUAAAUUAUUGAUAUUAGUGCGGAGGAAAGAAAUAAAGAUGUGUGUUGUGGUA